CACAGAUAUCAUUCUGAGAACAGAAAUACAGCUUUUGGGGAAUUUAAGUUUGGCCCUUUAUUUGUGAGACUAUGUUAUGAGCUAGGAUUAGAAGAAACUGCAGAAGAGAUGGUGAAAGACCAGAAUCUAAAGGGCUUCUUCUCUGAUUCAACAUCAUUCAACAUUGUGAUGGAUAUGCUGUUUAUGAAGGAAAGAUAUGAACGUGCUUUGGGAGUUCUUCUGGAAAUGAAAAGUCAAGACAUAAAAUUUAGUAAGGACACUUACACAUUGGCAUCUGCAGUCUGCUACAAAAUGAAUACCGAUGAGGCAUAUAAGAUCUGCAGCAUGCUGUUGGAAGAAUCAUUGGCAAGAGGAGAUUUUGUUCCCCGGCAUGCGUUCUGCUUUGCAAUAGCACUUGCAAUUAAGCAGAAUGAUAUUGUUAAAGCUCGGUCAAUUUACUCUCACAUUUUGCACACAGACAGCAAAAUCUGUCUUAAUCUUCAUGUCCUUUUACUGGCUCUGUCAGGGGCACAACAAAAUCUGCUUUCCGUUUUGGAAAAAACAGUUGCAAACAAUGUUCCGACGUUUGUGAAGAAGCUGGAUUUUUCCCAAGAAGUGCUGACUGCAGUCCGCAAAACCUUGGAGAAUAAUCUGGAACUUCAAAGACGUUUUGAAGAUGUAUGUGACACACUGCAAAGGUCUGGCCAAAUCACAGCACUGAGUCUCGACGACAUGCUUUGUCAAACGCCAAAUGGAAAGAAGCCUAUUAACCCUUUGCUAUUUACAAGGAAAGUUAGUCGACGGACCUUCAAACCGUUACAGUCAGCAUUACUUUCAGAAUAAUUCUACUGGACUGUGCAUUAUUUGAUAGUGUUGAACAGCUGUAUCUGGACAUCUUUCCCAGCUAUUGGUGUUGGCUAAAAGAACAGAUUCUUUUCAACAUCUGGUUUUGCUGUUUCUAGCAAACUUGAAGAUAGUGAGUUGCAAAGCACUUCUCAAAGCAAGGAAGGAUGAUGUGUGUUUUGAAGCUGGUAAUUGUUACAGUAACCUUGAAAGGCCCAAGACCAAAGUUAUACAUUCGGCAAAAAUAAGUAAAAAAACUUGCUGUAACUAGCACCCAAUGUUGCAGGUCUUUGGAGGAUACAGAAAGGUACAGUGCUUCCAAUUCAUAACCUUUGUGUUGUAAAUCCAGAGACCUCCUGGAAAUUUUAAAUAAUUUCAUCACGCUUGAACUUAGUUAUUUUUUUUUGUUUGCUGUAAUUCUCCAUGCAUUUGUAUGCUGGUCCAAUAUCAUGUAGUCCUUUCAGAAGCAGUUUUAGCAAAAAUAUCAUUGAUCCUUAUCUGAACCAGAAAGACUAUUGUAAAGCUGUGAAACAUGUUGCAUAGUUGUUUUUCCUUUCAUGUUAUCAUAACUGAGCCUGUUAUGACUGCAAUAUGUAUUUUCCAUAAAUUGCCAUCUUGUACUAGUGCACCAGACCCACAGUGCUGACGGGAAGGCACUUGCAAGAUUUUGACCCAGCAAAGGUACAGGAACCAUGAUAUCGUUCCAAGUCAGGAAGAUGGAGGGGAGCUUGCAACUGGUGAUGUUUCCAUUCUGCUGUCUCCAUCCAGCAUAUCCUUAAGAAUGCAGCUAUCAUCCAUCCCGCGCAUAUGUUUCACCAAUUCCGAAUUCAGUUUGAAUAAUUUCCCUGAUUUGCUGCAAACUUACGUUACCAGCUGAAUGAGAUGUACUUUUAUCGAUUCUGGUGCAAGAGAAAUGCAGGCCAUGUGCUCAGACCAACAUUUUGCUAAGAUUAAUUGAACAGAAAGAUAUUCCCUCAUUAUCUUGAAAUAAAGUCAUGUUAUCUUAGAAGUUGUAAUAUUUUGGCGAAGUCCACCUUGCCACAUUCCAUUCUGUCCUUGCCAGCAGUUUUGUUGGCUGCUACAAAGGUCCUGUGGUUGAUGUAACAAGUCAUAAAAUAAUCUUUUAUUCAGAAUUUGUAAAUCGUUUGCAAUACAAUAUUAGUAUUAUCCACGCAUAAAGGAAUUAGUGUUUGAAACACUUGUUAUUGCUAGGCAACUUCACAGUAUGAAUGAUCUUUCUGUAGAAUGCACAGUCUACAUUCUUAAAGGAAUUGAGACUUGAAAAUCUGUCAUCAUACAGUAACUUUAAUAUUUUAAAAAUGAAAAUCAUUCACUUGUCUUUCAUAUUUCUUUCAAAGAUGCAAACAGUUUACUGAGAAAUGCUAAACUAUGCAUUGGUAAAUGUUCUAUAUUUGAACAAUAAGCUGCUCCCUUUACCAUCAAUAUUUUUAAAAUGUAGUUCAAUAGGCUUAGUAAGGGAUUCUGAAUCAGACUUCUGAACUAAAGUGUGUUUUCUUGUAUGUCCGUUAUGACUAACCUCUGGAUGUAGUAAAUUAAAGAUUUAAGGAAAACAA
This is a messenger RNA of Rhincodon typus (whale shark), 2396 nucleotides long. RefSeq names its product pentatricopeptide repeat domain 2 (gene ptcd2). Gene Ontology annotation, molecular function: protein binding; RNA binding. The record is from RefSeq and is a predicted model, not a curated record. NCBI's taxonomy places the organism in Eukaryota, Metazoa, Chordata, Chondrichthyes, Orectolobiformes, Rhincodontidae. The transcript is spliced from 7 exons. Gene Ontology annotation, cellular component: mitochondrion. The coding region runs from base 109 to 822 and encodes 237 amino acids. Gene Ontology annotation, biological process: multicellular organism development; mitochondrion organization; regulation of mRNA processing.